GGGAAGUUAUCUUCAUGGGUCCUGGGGAACAAAACCGUUCAGGGCUCCACAGUCACCUGUCCCUCCUUGGCCUGCCAGGUUGUUGGGAUCUGUUAAAGCGUGAGAAGCAUUGCGUGGUCAGAUGGGACACAGAUUUGGGUUGCCAUGAGAGUGCAGAAGCAUCUGAUGAACAUACCUGAUUGUGAUUCCCCCUGUACGUGAAUGCCAGGGGGAGUCUGGAGAGCAGAGGAUGUUUUAGCGUGCCAUAAACCCUGCUCUCCCGGGCUCGUCCGCGGUGCAGCACUUUCCUACUACAGACGAACCUGAAGCGAAGCCUUAGGUUUCACCUGAACUUCAGCAAACUUUGCAUUCACAUUCAACCACGCCAAUUCCCCCUGCUGCUCCUAACACUGAGCCAGUCGUUUGGGUUAAAGGUAAGCUCGCAGGAGAGGAAGGCGCCCGCAGACAUUCACACCUGAGGACGCAGUCCUCGCAAGUCAGCCGCCAGCCGGUGGUGCUGCAAACCGGCGGGAGCGACAGCCGCGGCCCCCCGCAGCCCUCACGCACGCCGGGGGAAUUGCCUCUGAUCCCCGUUAUUCCAGAGAGCUCGGCUCUUCUCAAGGGGCAGAGGACGAAGGGCGAAGCCUUCCCUCCCUCGUGGGCACCCCCGCCGGGGUUCCACACGCUUCCCGCCGCUCCCCCGCAGCGCCCUCCCUCGGGAGACAAACUGCAUGGGGGUGGUCGCGCCUGGGGGCGGUGGCGGCGGUGCGGGGGCCGGUGUCGCGGGCGGCAGUGUCGCGAGGGGUGGGGGCGGUGUCGCGGGUGGCGGUGUCGCGUCGGGGCGGGCGGUGCGGGGCGGCCCAGGUGUCGCUGAGCCCGCGGCCGGCGCGCCCUGUCUCUUUAAUAAACUGCUCUGCCGCCCGUCUGCGCGGAGUAAAUUUCAUCCUGUCAUCAGGUCGCGGAGGAGGAGUUUGUUAAUGUUCAGUUUGCUCAGUGGAUCGAUGUUUGCUGGCAUCGCCUCGCCCUGCCUGUGUGUGUGUGUGUAUGUGUGUGUGUGCGUGUGCCUGUGCGAGUGUGUGUGUGUGCGUGUGAAUCGCAGAUUUCCUUCCAUCCAAAGCCUCCCUGUCCUCUCCCAUAUCACUCACCGCCUGGCAUCUGACAGCACGGAACCUGCAGCGCUCCGCGCACACACACGCACGCACACACACACCACGCACACCCGGGCACCGCUCCGCCAUACAGCUCUGCGAGGAGGAGGAGGAGGAGAGGAGAGGAAAGGGAGGAAGCAGCCAGCCCCACAGUCUUUCCAGAGCUGCCUUUUUAAUAUAUACGUAUCUAUUUUGUUAUUUAUUUAUUGCCAUUCUGUGGCACUGUGGGCGCCUUUCAUUUGCUCCUGAGCUUGGAUGUUUGAAUCAAAGCAAAGCAAGUGUUGCAACAGUUAAAAAAAAAAAAAAAAGAAAAAGAAAAAAGAAAAAGACAAAAAAAAAAAAAAAAAAAGAGAGAGAGAGAGAGAGAAAGAAACCUAGAUCUUUAAAAUAAAAUAAAAUCCAAACAGGUUCCUAUCAGUGAAGUGGAAAGGAGGGGGGCAGGGGAGGCUUGAGGGGGGUGUUGGGGAAAGCAGCUGAGAGGCAGAGGCAGAGAAACACGACUCAGGAGCGUCUCAGGGCUCUCGGAUCUGGGGACAGAAGUGAGAUUGGAGAAAGUAGAGCGAUGCCAAGGAGGAAACAGCAAGCACCCAAACGGGCUGCAGGUUAUGUCCAAGAGGAAGAUUUAAAAGAAGAGGAAGAUAUAAAGGAGGAGGAAGAGGAUGAUGAUAACAACUCAACUGCUCAGCUGCAGGGCAGCAAUGACACUGGGACAGAUGAGGAACAUGACGUGGGUCCUGAGCAGAAAGGGAACUUUAGUUACCAGAAUUCCCCUGUCAGUCACGUAUCUAACCAGGAUGCAGAAAAUGAAUCACUACUAAGUGAUGGUAGUGACCACGUGGCAGAUAUUAAAAGCAUUUGCUCUAGAGAGCCACAGGACCCAAAAACCAGCACCCAUCCCAAAGCCCAGAAUGAAGCACAUGAUUGCAUGGAUAAAAUGACAGCCGUCUAUGCCAACAUACUGUCAGACUCUUACUGGACAGGCUUAGGGCUGGGUUUCAAGUUGUCCAACUCUGAAAAGAAGAGUUGUGACAACAGAAAUGGAGGGAACAAAGCUGAUUUUGACUGGCACCAAGACGCAUUGUCAAAAAGCUUGCAGCAGAAUUUACCUUCCAGACCUGUCUCAAAACCCAACCUGUUCAGCUCAGUCCAGCUCUACAGGCAGAGCAACAAAAUGUGUGGAACUGUGUUCACAGGCGCCAGCCGGUUUCGGUGCCGGCAGUGCAGCGCUGCCUAUGACACACUGGUGGAACUAACAGUUCAUAUGAAUGAGACAGGUCACUACCAAGAUGACAACCAUAAAAAGGACAAGCACAGACCUACCAGCUACUCGAAGCCCCGGAAAAGGGCAUUCCAGGACAUGGACAAGGAAGAUGCACAAAAAGUUCUGAAAUGUAUGUUCUGUGGUGACUCUUUCGAUUCCCUUCAAGAUCUGAGUGUUCAUAUGAUAAAAACAAAACAUUACCAAAAAGUGCCUUUGAAGGAACCAGUACCAACCAUUUCUUCAAAAAUAGUCACUCCAGCAAAGAAACGUGUGUUUGAUGUGAACAGGCCUUGUUCCCCUGAUUCCACAACAGGGUCUUUCUCAGAUACGUUUUCUCCUCAGAAGAAUGCGAACCUGCAGUUGUCAUCUAACAACCGCUACGGCUACCAGAAUGGUGCCAGCUAUACCUGGCAGUUUGAGGCCUGCAAAUCCCAGAUUUUGAAGUGUAUGGAAUGUGGAAGCUCCCAUGAUACCUUGCAGCAGCUCACCACCCACAUGAUGGUCACCGGUCACUUCUUGAAAGUCACAAGUUCGGCAUCAAAGAAAGGAAAACAACUUGUUCUGGAUCCUCUAGCUGUGGAAAAAAUGCAGUCACUGUCUGAAGCGCCAGCCAGUGACAGCCCAGUUUCAAAGUCAACCAGUAAAUCACCUGCAGAAUGCAUCACUCCCACUUCUGAACUAAAAAAAGAAAGCAAAAAAGAUAAAACUGAUGAUGCAAGCAAAGAGGAGAAAGCAGUAAAAACUGAAGAGUAUGAAGACGCUCUUCAGAAACCAUUGGAUCCCACAAUGAAAUACCAGUACCUCAGAGAAGAAGAUUUAGAAGAUGGCUCAAAGGGUGGUGGGGACAUUUUAAAGUCCUUGGAGAACACUGUCACUACAGCCAUCAACAAAGCUCAAAAUGGAGCACCCAGCUGGAGCGCAUACCCCAGCAUCCAUGCAGCUUAUCAGCUCUCAGAAGGAGCUAAGCCGUCUUUGCCAGUGGGUUCCCAAGUACUGCAAAUCAGGCCAACGAUCACCAAUAAAUUAAGGCCUAUUGCUCCAAAGUGGAAGGUCAUGCCUCUGGUCCCUAUCUCAGCAAAUGUGGCUCAGUGCACUCAAAUGAAGAAGGAAAUCGAUGACAAGGAAGAGGUACAAAAAGACUAUGCUAAAGAGGGCAUCCAACCAGAGCUCACUUCAGUCAACCAGAGUGAGAGAGAACCUCUCCUCAAACCUGAAGCCUCUGUGGAGCCAAAAAAGACAGAACCAUGUCCCUUGAAAGAGGAAGACAAAAUUAAAGAGGACAGUGGAAGAGAAAAACCAGUCCUCAAGGAACCAACAGCAGCUUCUCUCAGUAAUGGCUGUGCUGCUGCCAACCAUUCAUCUGAACUGCCUUGCGUCAGCCCUCUCAGUGCUCUGCAGUCAGUACUGAAUAAUCACUUGGGCAAAGCCACUGAGCCUUUGCAGCCUCAAUCCAACUCCAGCCCCAGCUCUAGCACAAUUUCUAUGUUCCACAAACCUAAUCUAAAUGUGAUGGAGAAGCCAGUUUUAUCUCCUGCUGCAACCCCACCAAAACCUGCCAGCGUAUCCAGGCACUAUUUGUUUGAAAACAGUGAUCAGCCUAUUGACCUGACUAAAUCCAAAGGCAAGAAAGCUGAGUCAGCUCAAGCACAAUCUUGUACUUCUCCACCUCAAAAACAUGCUCUCUCUGACAUUGCUGACAUGGUCAAAGUUCUUCCCAAAGCUACUACACCAAAACCUGCUGCAUCUUCAAGGAUCCCAUCUAUGAAACUGGAAAUAGAUGUCCGACGCUUUGAGGAUGUCUCAACAGAAGUCUCCACUCUGCAUAAAAGGAAGGGCAGACAGUCAAACUGGAACCCUCAGCAUCUUCUCAUUCUGCAAGCUCAGUUUGCUUCCAGCCUCUUCCAGACAUCGGAAGGUAAAUAUUUAUUAUCAGACCUCGGCCCGCAAGAGCGCAUGCAGAUUUCAAAAUUCACUGGACUGUCCAUGACCACCAUCAGCCACUGGUUGGCAAAUGUCAAGUAUCAACUUAGGAAAACUGGAGGAACAAAGUUUUUGAAAAACAUGGACAAAGGACACCCAGUCUUUUAUUGCAGUGACUGUGCGUCUCAGUUUCGAACCCCAUCUACUUACAUUAGCCACUUAGAAUCCCAUCUAGGUUUCCAAAUGAAAGACAUGAACAGGCUGGCUGUGGAGCAGCAAACCAAGGUAGAGCAAGAAAUCUCCAGAGUUUCAGUUCAAAGGUCUCCUGAAACAAUAGCUGGAGAAGAGGACACAGACUCUAAGUUCAAAUGUAAGUUGUGCUGUCGGACAUUUGCGAGCAAACAUGCAGUAAAACUUCAUCUAAGCAAAACACACAGCAAGUCACCAGAACACCAUUCACAAUUUGUAGCAGAAGUGGAUGAAGAAUAACUCUUAAGGACGAAUGCCUUAGUUCCAGCUCUCCAGUCCAGGCUUCCCGCACCCAGCCUGCCCCUGCACAUCACUCUGAUCCUGACAUUGAACUCACAACAACCCAGACCGAGAAGACUGCCAAAAAAACUCCUGCUAUUCUUCUUCAUCCUCACUAACAAUUUGGUAAUGAAGUAUUGAUUUCCACUCCCCUGCUUAUGGACGGUAUUAGAUUUUCAUUGAUAAACUGCACUGGGGCUGUCUGGUCUCCACUGUCCCUUUUUGCUGUCACUAAAACAAAGUGCCACUGAAGUAAGAUAAUGACUGAGAACAUUGAUGUACUUAUUUCGUCAAUUUGUAACUCCUGACAGGAAAAAAAAAUUCUUCAUAGUUUAAUGUCCAAGUGUGCUACACAAGAUGCAGUCACAUUGGAAGCUUUACUUUUCAUGGUAAUGUCCAUUUCCUAUUUAUAACCCCUUUGGGAUAGUUUGUCUAAAGGAAAUGUUUCUAUUCUGUGCAGCUAUUACUGUUGCACCUGGGUUGCCCAAUCCAGUCAUUGCACUAGGGAUCAAUACAUCACAGUAAGUACAAGAAUUAUUAAGUUAAAACAGAUUCUGAGCCAAAAAAACCUCUGAACAAUGUUAAUCUUCUGUGCAAGUUGUUCAAAUAGUUAUGCUUAACCAUGUUGCUGCCAAAGAUUUGUUUAAAAUUGAUUAUUUUCAGUUUGUUUUAUUCUUCAGAUAGAUAUAUAUAUUUAAAUCUCCAUUCUGGUUUAUGGCGAGACAUAUGCAAUGGAGUGAUUUUUAAACAAAAGUACUAUUGUUAGAUUAUUGAGCAUUGUAUAAAUAUAGGUAUAUAUCUAUAUAUAAAUAUCCCUGUAUAAAUAUCUAUAUAUAGAUAUAAAAGAAAUUAAAGUUGAAUUCGUUCCUCAGUUAGGAGAGUGUAAAUCUAAAGCUCUCCGUUGUAGUUGGUGGAGUUACAUUGGAUUUAUGCCACCAUAAAUGAGAUCAGAAUCUGCUCUUCACACUCUCUGUCCAGCCUGGCUGGAGAACGCAGCUGGCGUUGGGUUGGAAGGGACCUUAAAGAUCAUCUAGUUCCACCACCACAGGCAGGGACACCUUCCACUAGACCAGGUUGCCUCAAGUCAACCGAGACCUGGGGAAAAAGGGGGCCACAAAGAUGACAAUUUCAAAUUUCUGCUUGCAACUUUUUUCAUUAAAACUUUAAGGUCCCCGUUUUAAUUUGUGGAAUAUUCACGUUAAUAAUGAGAUCUAAUUAAGACAUCCAUUAAAAGCCCGUUAAAGUUAAUUUAACGUAAAAAUUCCAAUAGAACUGUAUUAGAUUUUCUCCAUUAAAUUAACGUUAUGGAUUUUUAACGGAUGUCUUAAUUAUACAUUAUUAUUAACGGGAAUACUGUAUUACACAGAUUAAAAUCGGGUCCCGAGUCAACUUGCAAAACCUGCCAGGGUAUGCUAAUGUCACAAGCCUCACGUUACCUGGCACACCGCUUGGAAAACCAGGCACAGCCCUCUGUGCUCUCACUGAGCAUCUCCUCGCAGCAAAAGCAACCUCCAGCAGACAAAUCCAUCUCUGCGUUUAACGAUGAACUUCCCCUAUUCUCAGAGGGAAAAUAAGUCUGGAUCAAGCUGUAAAUCGCUACUCUGUUGCAAAUGAAAUAUUCAAAGCAUGCCAGGCACAAGUGGAGAAGAGGAUCUUCCUCAAAUAAGAGAGGGCUUUGGGGUGUCUUUUACUGUUGCUUUGCUUUAGACGUUCAAGGAUAUAAUUGAAGCACAGCACUCACAAAAUCAGAUGAGCCAUGUUUACUGUGUUCACCAUGGCUUGUGCAGAAGGGCCUGUUUUGGCAUUGGGAAAUUUUGACAUGAUCCCUAAACUCAACAUAGAGGAGAAAAAAAGGCCCUUCCUUAUUUACCUCCUAGGGAAAGUGUUGCCCUUAUGCCACAUAUAAUAGCAAAUUGCUUUUUUUAUGGCAUGCAUAACCUAGAUGGGAAAAAAUAUGGCGCUUGAGGGAAGGAGGGAAAAAGUAAAUGAAGUUCCAGGAAUGUCAUUCUGAAGUAAUGAGGCAUGGACAGAAAAUAUACCUCUCACAUCAUCGGAUUGAGAUGGCAGUCGAAAUAGCUUCAUUGAAGUGUCAGCACUCAUCCAUCAAUCAAUCAUCCACAAGGAAAAAUAGCGACAGUACAACGGGGCGGCUUUUAUGGGAUUUACUCAUGGGCAUAGGGAAUAGCAGCUCAAAUGUAGUUCUGACAUGAAAAGCAAGGUGCUGAUAUUAUUUUUUAUGAUGGGAGGAUCAUAAAGUGAAUUGAGAACAGUGAGGUCUGUCUUUGCUUAACCUAUUCAACUGGAAAUGAACGGAGCUCAACUGGAAACGAGCAGAGCCUUCAGAUGGGUUAAGAUUGAAGCCUGUGCUGUGCUGAGCACCGGCCAUUGACAACAAAAUUCUAUUAAAGCAAAAUCAAUGCAUUAGCAUUGAGCUCCUCAGAAGCCGUUAAAUCGCGCAGCCCAGCUCAGAGUUAUUAAGUGAAGUCGCACAAGGUGGGUCCUUGCGGCACAGACCCAAAGGCAGUGAGCACCGCAGUGAGAUGCCACUUGAGAGGACUCACAUGUGUAUCUCUAGUCCUGUUCUCUUCCCCAACCUUUUGGAUGCUCUAGGAAAAAUACCUGUUCCCACUGACUUCAGAUGGCCCCGAUCCUGUGCCCUGCUGCAGAUGGGCAUUAUGCUCUCUGCUUUGACGAAACCUUCAUGCAGUGUGUUUUGCCCUUUGCCGCUACAGCCAAGCUAUGUACAUGCCAGUUAGGGCUCUGAAGAAGGUGGCCCAUUGGCCCCAGACAGCUCACAAUGCCCAGGGCUGGGGCUCCUUGGGGCAGCAGAUGCUCAGUUUGGGCUGAGUCUUCCCUGGUGCAGCUUAACCGGUGAACAUCAGAUUCACCAUGAUUAAAAACAGUUCCACCAAUGGCUUCAGCUGGGCCAGUACCUGAGAGCUCAGGCUUUUGGGAGGACUGAUCCCCUUGACGAAAGUCUGGCUGCCCCAGCAGUGUGUUUUGCUCAGGAGGCUUCACUGUGGCACAGGCAAGUGCAGGAACAGCUACUUCAUUUAAAAUCUGGCCACAAACCUUUAUUACACAGUGCUAAAACUUGAUUAUUUUGCCUACAUCAUUGUCCCCUGGGAACAUUUUAGGUACCCAUUUGAAUUAAGUGAUUUUAGGUUUUGUUGUUGUUUUUUCUUACAAUAUAAUAUAAAAAGAAGAAAAUGUAUGUCUCUCCUCUCUCUUUCUCUAUACAAAACUGGAUGAGUUGAUAGUUUAUCUGUCAUAUAAAUCAGGUAACACAGAAAAUCAUUGCAUCUUUUCUCUGUCGUCUCUACUCAGUAUCUAUCGUUCUGACUUUUAUUCUUAUUGGAGAUCAUCAAAACAUUAAUUAAAAGCCUGGUGAUCAAACAGCCAAAUAUUUAUGAUACAUGUCCUUGCUUAUUAACAAGUGGCAUAUUGAUACACCACAUAGCCAAGCUGUUUAUGCACUUGUACUGCAAUAAAGCAGUAAGAAUUGUUACCCUUACA
This is a messenger RNA of Pogoniulus pusillus (Red-fronted tinkerbird), 8352 nucleotides long. It is a transcript of the gene TSHZ2, whose product is annotated as teashirt zinc finger homeobox 2. Lineage: Eukaryota; Metazoa; Chordata; Aves; Piciformes; Lybiidae. Gene Ontology annotation, cellular component: nucleus. The transcript has 3 exons. Gene Ontology annotation, molecular function: DNA-binding transcription factor activity, RNA polymerase II-specific; DNA binding. Bases 1690 to 4797 code for a protein of 1035 amino acids. Gene Ontology annotation, biological process: regulation of transcription by RNA polymerase II. The record is from RefSeq and is a predicted model, not a curated record.